Molecule: messenger RNA, 885 nt
Organism: Emiliania huxleyi CCMP1516
Lineage: Eukaryota; Haptophyta; Isochrysidales; Noelaerhabdaceae
Exons: 2
Coding region: 1-885 (294 amino acids)
Source: RefSeq, a predicted model, not a curated record
AUGGGUGAGCAUGCCUGGACAACUAAGGAGCUCGAGCAGGCGGUGGAGACAUACGGCAUCAAGAAGGUAGACCUCAAGGCAUUCAUCUUGCAGGGCGCGGUGAAGCAGCUGAACGACUACACAGCACUCGGGGUGGACCUCGGCUUCUUCAACGAGGCGACCAAGGAGCCAGUCACUCGGUUCGCGGCGGCGCUCGAUCUCGAGCUCGAGCGAUGCGACGGACUCAUUGACGACACUCAGGGCCGCUGCAAGAUAUGUCACGCGACCAAGAGAUGGAGCAAUCAUGAGGAGGCCACAAUGCACCGCAAGGAGCUCUGCCGAGCUAUGCGGAGCGGCUCGCUAAUGCAACUGUUGAGCGAGGCGACGCGAUCGGGCAUCAACCGUUGCGCGACUAGCUGGAACCUGGCAUGCCAGGCGGUCGACUACGGCCUCUAUGCCAAGCAACUCACCACGUGGCUGCACAUGCUCCCGAAGGAGCGAAUGCUUGUGCUCCACUUUGAGGACUUUGUUGAUGACCGGCAAGAGAACCGCCGGCGCGCCUACGACAGUCUGCACCGGUUUCUCAACACCCGAAUGCCAGCUUUUGACACCGACUUUAUUGGAGCGAACGAGAGGCCGGGCCGCUACCUAGGACGGCUAAUCGAGUGCGUGGUACGACAGUUCUUCGAGGAGCCAAACGCGGAUCUCGUAUCUCUGCUACGCAAGACGUGGCCCGAGCAGGCACCCUUUGCGUCCGAGAAGUACAAUGAUGGCCUUGCCAACGGCCGCUGCAAUGGCACGGAUAGGUCAGCUGAUCAGUGGUCAUUGCCUUGGAGGGAGUCUCUCGAGAUGAUGAGGCGACGGCAGCAGCAGCGGAGAGCAUCCGUCAAUACUGGGGUUAGGUAA